AUGGGAAGCAAGGAACUGACCUUUGAUAUCGAGGCACGGCAGGCACUUUUGGCGGGGGUUGAGAAGCUCGCCGCGGCGGUGAAGGUGACGCUUGGGCCUCGCGGUCGCAAUGCGGUGAUCGACAAGUCGUGGGGUGGUCCGACGGUGACCAAGGACGGCGUUUCGGUUGCUGAAGAGGUUGAGCUGGUCAACAAAGCGGAGAACAUGGGCGCGAAGCUUGUGAAGGAAGCGUCCUCGAAGACCUCCGAUGAUGCUGGCGACGGCACUACCACGGCGACUGUGCUCGCUGAGGCGCUGUUUAAGGAAGGGCUGCGUUACAUCGCUGCUGGGGUCGAUGCGAAUGCGUUGGUUCGCGGCAUGAAGAAGGGGAUCGAGAUCGCGGCUCAGUCGAUUGACGACAUGGCGACUCCGGUUCAGGGGAAGAAGGACAUCGAGAAUGUUGCGACGAUCUCGUCGAACAACGAUCCGGAGACCGGCAAGAUCAUGGCUGGUGCAUUCGAGAAGGUCGGCAAGGACGGCGUGAUCACGGUUGAAGAGGGCAAAGGGCUCGAGACCGAUGUGACUGUGGUCGAGGGGAUGCAGUUUGAUCGUGGGUUCUUGUCGCCAAACUUUGUGACUGAUGUUGAGGACAUGAAGGUUGUGCUCGACAAGUGUCUCGUGCUGGUGCAUGAGGACAAGAUUGACAAUAUUCAGAAGCUUGUCCCGUUGCUUGAGAAGGUCAUGGAGGCGAAGAAGCCACUGCUGAUCAUCGCUGAGGACAUCACGGGUGAGGCGCUUUCCACGCUGGUGAUCAACAAGCUCCGCGGCACGCUUCAGGUGUGCGCGGUCAAGGCGCCGGGGUACGGCGAUCGUCGCAAGCAGAUGCUGCAGGAUAUUGCUGUUCUCACGGGCGGCGAGGCGUUUAUGAAGGAUCUGGCGACGGAUCUGGACAAGGUCUCGAUCGCUCAGCUUGGUCUUGCGAAGAAGGUUGAGAUCAGCAGCGACAACACGACCAUCAUCGAGGGUGCGGGUUCGACUUCGGAUAUCCAGAGCCGCAUUGCUCAGAUCCGCGCAGAGAUCGAUAACUCGACCUCGGAUUACGAUCGCGAGAAGCUCCAGGAGCGUCUGGCGAAGCUGACAGGCGGCGUUGCUCAGAUCAAUGUCGGCGCGGGAUCGGAAGCGGAACUCAAAGAGAAGAAGGCACGCGUCGAGGACGCGCUGCACGCGACUCGUGCGGCGCUCGCUGAGGGCAUCGUCGCGGGUGGCGGGACCAGUUUCAUCCGUGCUCAGAAUGUCAUCGCGAAGAACAAGGACUGGAAGGGUGUGUUCGGCAAGGCGACUGAGGUGUCGUCCGAUGAUGUCGGACAGCUCAAAUACGACUUCGCGGCUGGACUCAAUGUCGUGUAUCGCGCCCUCUCCGUCCCGCUUCGCACGAUCGCGGAGAACGCGGGGGCAAAGGGAUCGGUCGUGGUUGCGAAGGUCUCGGACGCUGAGGGUUCCAACGGCUACAACGCGCUGACCGAUACCUACGAGGACCUGCUCAAGGCGGGCGUGAUGACUCCGGCGAAGGUCGAUCGUUCGGCGCUUGUGAAUGCGGGAUCGGUCGCGACUGUGCUGCUUGCUGCGGAUUGCAUUGUGACGGACAAGCCUGAGAAGGGUGUGUCGGAUGAUCACGGUGCUGGCGGCGACCCGAUGGCGGGUAUGGGCGGCAUGGGUGGUAUGGGCGGGAUGGGUAUGCCUGGAAUGGGCGGCAUGGGCGGAAUGCCUGGUAUGGGUGGGAGAGGUGGAAUCGACGCAAAAACAUUCACAGAUGUGUCGCCACAGACAGCGCGCCUUGGCAUGUAUGACGCGUAUUGGCAGCACCUGAUACAGCAGGAAUCGAUGACCUCUUCCGGGCUGUACUUGCCUGAGUCGAGUAAGGAGAAGCCGAUUCAGGGGACGGUCGUUGCGGUCGGGCCUGGGAAGCGGCUUGAGAACGGCACGCUCGGUGAGAUGAGCGUGGGUGUUGGUGAUCGUGUGGUCUACUCGACCUACGCGGGCACUGAAGUUGAUAUCGAUGGCGUAGAGCAUCUGAUUCUCCGUGAAUCAGAACUGCUCGGUAGAGCGAUGAGCAAUAAACAGAUCAUGUUUGAAGACAAGGCGCUUCUUGAGAUGAAGAAGGGCGUUGAUAAGCUGACCGAUGCGGUCAAGUGCACGAUGGGGCCUGCGGGUCGGCAUGUCGUGAUCGAGAAGUCGUACGGCGGUCCGCAUGUGACCAAGGACGGUGUUUCGGUUGCGAAGGAAAUCGAACUCCCAUCACAGUUUGAGUCGAUGGGCGCGAAGAUGCUGCAUCAGGUUGCGAAGAAAACCGCUGACAAGGCGGGCGACGGCACGACCUGUGCAACGGUCCUCGCUCAGGCGAUCUUCACCGAAGGGCUGAAGGUAGUCGCGGCGGGUGCGAACCCUGUGCAUGUCCAGCGCGGCAUCAACAAGGCAGCACAAGCAGCGAGCGAAGCGAUCGACUCGCUCGCGACCCCAUGCAAGGGCAAGGCGGAUCUCAAGAAGAUCGCGACGGUCUCGGCGAACCACGACGAGAAGGUCGGCGAGCUGAUCGCGGAAGCGAUCCAUAAGGUCGGUCACGAGGGCGUGGUCGAGAUCGAGAACGGCAACUCCAACGAGACGACGCUUGAGUAUGUCGAGGGGAUGCAGUUUGAUAAGGGGUACUUGUCGCCUUACUUCAUGACGAAUCCGACGACUGGUGAGUGUGAGCUUGAGGAUCCGAUGAUCCUGAUCCACGAGAAGAAGAUCAGCAAUCUUGCGGAUCUGCUCCCGCUGCUCAAUAAGGUCGCGACUGCUGGGAAGCCGUUGCUGAUCAUCGCUGAGGAUAUCGAGAACGAGGCGCUCGCGGCUCUGGUUGUGAAUCGUCUGCGUGGCACGCUCAAUAUCUCCGCUGUGAAGGCGCCUGGGUUUGGUGAUCGUCGCAAGGCGAUGCUGGAAGACAUCGCGGUCUUGACUGGCGGCGUGUACUUCAGCGAGGAUCUGGGCCGUUCGCUUGAGUCGAUCGAGCUCAACGAGCUUGGGAAGGCGAAGAAGGUCACGAUCUCCAAGGACAACACCACCAUGGUCAAGGGUGGCGGCAAGAAGGCGGAGAUCGCGGCUCGUGCGGCGACCAUCAAGGCGCAGCACGACAAGUCGACCAGCGAUUACGAUCGCGAGAAGCUCAUGGAGCGUCACGCGAAGCUGACUGGUGGCGUUGCGAUCAUCAAUGUCGGUGGUGUCACUGAGCAAGCGAUGAAGGCGACCAAGGACCUUGUUGAGGACGCGAUGCACGCGACUCGUGCGGCCGCGAAGGAAGGAUUCGUUCCUGGCGGCGGCGUGACGCUGAUCCGUGCUUCGGACAUGCUCGGCGCUGCUCAGAAGAAGGUCAAGGGCGACGAGAAGUUCGGCUUUGACAUCGUGAUGCGUGCGAUGUCCGCUCCGGCGUGGCAGAUCGCGGACAAUGCUGGGUUUGAUGGCGAUCUCGCUGUGGAAACCAUCCGCGAGGAAGAAGGAUCGGUCGGACUCAACGCGGCGACUGGGGAUUAUGUUGACCUGGUCAAGGCGGGGAUCAUCGAUCCGGCACUCGUCGCGAAGAGCGCGAUCGUGAACGCAGCGUCUGUUGCGGGCUUGAUGCUCACGACGGAUGUGAUGCUGACUGAACUCAAGGAAGACGCGGAGCCGGUCGUUGGAGCGGAGACUGACAUGUCAGUAAACCAGUUUGUAGCCAUUUCGCGCGAGAAGUUACCAUCGGUUGCUGAUUGGGAAAAUGCUGUAAAGAAGAUCGGAUUUGAUGUACGGAUUGAUCCCGUAGAUAUUGCAAGUCACACUGGAUAUUUGCCUGUACAGUUCUUGGAUCAAAGCACAGGCUUUGAACUGUAUGUGAUCGGCACUCAAGAAAUUGAAGGGAUUGAGAUCGAUCUUGCCAGACACGAUCUGGUAGUACAACUCACCACAUUUAGUGAUGAGCUCGAGGGAAUGGAUAGCUGGGAGUUAAGGAAUCGCAUGACGACUACACGCGACUAUUACGAGGUAUUGGGGGUAGACAAAUCUGCGGAUGCGGAUGAGAUUAAGCGCGCGUAUCGGCGUCUGGCGAUGAAGCACCAUCCGGAUAAGAAUCCGGAUGACAAGGAAGCGGAAGCGAAGUUCAAGGAAGCCGCGGAAGCGUAUGAGGUGCUCAGCGACGACAAUAAGCGGAAGAUCUAUGACCAGUACGGGCAUGAUGGUCUGCGUGGUCAGGGGGCGGCGACGCAUGACUUUAAUCGGAUGAAUGUCGAUGACAUCUUCUCGAUGUUCAACGACAUCUUCGGUGGUGGGGGCGGCGGCUUCGGUGGUCAGGCGCGUGGCGGUCGUCGGGCGUCGGCUCGUGGGUAUGACCUUGAGACGCAGGUGUCACUGACGCUUGAAGAGGUGCUCAGCGGGGCGACGAAGGAUGUUGAGUUCACGCGGAUGGAUGUCUGCGAGACGUGCACUGGAUCGGGCGCGAAGCCUGGGACGACUCCGGAGUCGUGUGGUCAGUGUGGCGGUCAGGGGAAGGUCCAGCAAGCGGGGCUUGGUGGGAUGUUCCGGAUGGUCGUCGCGUGUCCGGCGUGUCGGGGACGCGGGACGGUGAUCAAGGAGAAGUGCGGGUCGUGUCAUGGACGCGGGCGUGUUGGGAAGAAGCGUUCGCUUUCUGUGAAAAUCCCGGCGGGCGUGCAUCAUGGUCAAGCGGUGCGCGUGCAGGGUGAGGGGGAACCGCCUGCGGCGGAGCACAGUCCGGAUGGGACUGGGGUUCGUGGCGAUCUGCAUGUCGUGGUGCGUGUUGAGGAUCAUGAGCUGUUUGAGCGUGAUGGGGAUCAUCUGCUGAUGGAGAUGCCGAUCAGCUUUACGCAGGCGUCGCUCGGCGCGGAGCUUGAGGUCCCAACGCUUGAGGGGUCCGAAUCGCUGACGAUCAAGAAGGGGACGCAGUACGGCGAGCUUUUGCGGAUCGAGGGGGCGGGGCUCCCGAAUCUGCGGACUGGUCGUCGCGGGGAUUUGGUAGUGAUCGUGAAGAUCGAGACUCCGAAGAAGCUGACGAGCAAGCAGGAAGAGCUCCUGCGUGCGUUUGCGGAGACUGAGGACAAGCAUGUGAAUCCUGAGAGCCAUGGAUUCUUCAAGAAGAUCACGGUGAGUUCUGAGGAGAUCAGCGAGAUCGAAUCGGGGUUCGAUGCGGACAAGUCCGCACGGUUUGAGACAAUCCGUCAGAUGGCGCUGAGCGGCGAGCUUGAGUAUGGUCCUGAGAGCGAGGAGAUUGUUGAGACGCUGAUCGAGACGAUCGGUCAGCGGGACGACAACUUCGGUCGCUUCCAGGCGAUGGCGGCUGAGCAUCAGAACUUCCAACGCCGAGCUUCGAUGAACGAGAACGAGGCGCGGAUCUCGUCGCGUCAGGGAGUGGUGCAGGCGUUGAUCCCGCUGAUGGAUCACUUCGAGAUGGCGCUGAUGCAGGAUCCGGAGAAGGUAUCAGCGAAGGAUGUCAUCGCGGGUGUGGAGAUGAUCCGGAGCGAGUUCCUGCGGAUGCUGUCGGGGUACGGCGUGAGCGCGAUUGAACCUAAGGUCGGCGAUGUGUUUGAUCCUGGUCCGCACGCGGCGAUGAUGCAGCAGGCGGGUGAGGGGAUCGAGCCGGGGCAUAUCUCGGUGGUGAUGGGGGUUGGGUAUAAGCUCGGCGAUCGGGUGAUCCGUCCCGCGAAGGUGGGGGUUGCUCCGGAGGCAUCGGAUUCUGAUGAGUUCGAGCUGUUCCAGUCGAUGAGUGCUGGGGUGAAGAAGAAGUGUCCCGAGUGCGGGAAGAUGGCGCUUGAGCGGCUCAUUGGUACUGGCGCGGCGGUGAUGUUCAAGGGGUCGGGGUUCUACGAGACCGAUUACCGGAGCGAUUCGUACAAGAAGAGCGCGGAAGCGGACAAGAAGGCGUCGGAGACCAAGCCGGAAACCAAAACAAAGUCAGAGAGCAAGACCGAUUCGAAAGCUGGGAUCAUCGGUCACGGGGUGGACAUCGUUGAGGUUGCGCGGAUCGAGCAGUCCCUCCAGAAGCAUGAAGAAUCGUUUCUCAAGAAAUGCUUCACCCAACAAGAGGUGAAUGAUUCGGGUGAUUCCAGUCGACGCGUUGAGCAUCUCGCGGCGCGGUUUGCGGCGAAGGAAGCGGCGCUCAAGGCGAUCGGGACGGGGUGGAGUCAGGGGAUCGGGUGGACGGAUGUCGAGGUCGUUCGGCUCGACUCUGGGAAACCUGAACUCCGCGUGAGCGGAAAGGCGCAGGAGAUCUCUGAGUCGAUGGGGAUCGAUCGGUGGUUUGUGUCGCUGUCGCAUACGAAGUCGGUACUCAUGACGGACGUGAUCCGCUCGACUCAACAGGGGGACUCGCACGGCGGGGCGUACCUGAUCGAUCUUGAAUCGGGCGCGCAUGAGCAGGUUCUGGACUGGAAUCGGGUGGAUAUCGACUGGGAAGGGCGCGGGAUGGGGCGUGGGUUGCGGGGGAUCUGCUUUGUCCAUGACGAGAUCUAUAUCGCGGCUUCGGAUGAGCUGUUCGUCUUUGAUCGCGAUUGGAACAUUGUUCGAUCGUUCAAGAAUCGGUUCUUGCACCACUGUCACGAGAUUUCGUAUGACGGGGAGCGGUUCAUCUAUCUGACCUCGACGAGCUUUGAUUCGGUGCUGCGGUUUGAUACGCAGACGAACGAGUUUGAUCGCGCGUGGUGGUUCGGGGUUGGGAAUGGGACGGUUGGCUGCAAGGAAUAUGAUCCGAAUGGCGAGCAGGGGCCGCCGCAUGCGGACACGCUGCAUCUGAAUCAGGUGUUUGUGCAUGGUGGGGUGGUGUAUGUCUCGGCGCUGCUGCUCGGGAUGAUGUGGAGCGUUGACGUACGGACUGGUCAGGUUUCGAUGUUUGCCAAGAUCCCGGUCAAGACGCACAACUGUCAACCCAUCAGCGGGGGGCUGGUGCUGAUGAACUCGACGGGGGAGGAUUGUGUCGUGAUCUCGGAUCGGCGCGGCAAGAUCAUGAAGCGGUUCUCGUAUCCGAUCUAUGACGAGGCGGAGCUCGCGCAUGCAGGGAUCAGCGAGGACUUUGCGCGACAGGGGUUUGGGCGCGGAUUGUGUUUGGCGGGUGAUGGGGGGCUGGUGAUCGCGGGGUCGUCUCCUGGGACGGUGAGCGCGUUUGAUCGCAAGUCUGGUGAGAUGGUUGCGUCGGUGAAUGUGUCGAUGGAUAUCCGCAAUGACGACUCGCGGAGUUAUCGCGGGAUUGAUCUGCUUGUUGCGGGAGCGCAUAUCGCGGAUGUUGUGGACGGGGCAGCUUCGCCGAGGAUCGGGAUCUUGGUUCCGACAUCGGGCGGGUUUGCUGCCGCGGCGUAUGGGGUUUGGCUGAGCGGCAAGACGAUCGUGCCUUUGAACUAUCUGAGCGAGCAGGAGACGCUCGAUUACAUCAUCGAAGAUGCGGGGUGUGAGCUGGUGCUCGCGUCUCGUCGUCUUGUUGAGCAUCUGGGGUUUGUGCCAAAGUGCAAGCGGAUUGUGUAUCUGGAGGACCUGAACUUCAAGUCGCUCCCGAGUCCGCGUCUACCCAAGAUAGUGGGGUUCGAGGAACUCGCGGUGGUGCUGUACACGUCGGGGACUUCUGGGAAACCCAAGGGUGUGAUGCUGACACACUCGAACAUGCUGAGCAAUGUGAAGCAGGUUCAUGAGCACAUCGCGAUCGAGCCGGGAGAUGUGUUCUUGGGUGUGCUGCCUCAGUUCCAUUCGUUCGGGAUCACGGCGUUGACGCUGUUGCCUUUGCUGUAUGGGUGCAAGGUGGUGUACUCGGCGCGGUUUGUUCCCAAGCGUGUGAUCGAAGCGAUCGAGAAGCACGGCGCGACAAUCUAUGUCGGGAUCCCGUCGAUGUACAACGCGUUGAUGACGGUCAAGAGUGUUCAAGAGGAUUCGUUCAAAUCGUUACGGCUUGCGAUUAGUGGUGGGGAGCCGCUGCCGAAGGAUGUUUCGGAUCGGUUUUAUGAGCGGUUUGGUAAGCGGAUCUGUGAGGGGUACGGGAUGACGGAGACGGCUCCGGUGACCAAUGUGAUGCUCCCGAAUGAGAACCAGAAGAUCGGCGCGGUGGGGAGAGCACUGCCUGGCGUGGUGCAGCGGAUUGUUGAUCCCGAAUCUGGGCGUGAUGUUGGGUUUGAUGUUGAUGGUGAGCUUCGCAUUGGUGGUCCCAAUGUGAUGAAGGGGUACCUGAAUCUUCCGGAGUUGACUGCGGAGGUGUUCGAUGAGUUUGGGCAUCUGAAAACCGGUGACAUGGCGCGGAUUGAUGAAGACGGGUUCUUGUCGAUCACGGGGCGGAUUAAGGAGAUGCUGAUUGUGGGGGGCGAGAACGUGUUCCCGCGCGAGAUUGAGGAGGUGCUCAACGCGCAUCCAUCGGUCGCGGCUUCGGGGGUGGUGGGUCAGUCCGAUCCGAUGCGAGGCGAGGUGCCUGUUGGUUUUGUGGAGCUUGAGGAGGGGGAGUCGCUAGAGGGUGAUGAGCUGAUCCGAUGGUGCCGAGAUCGGCUAGCGGGGUACAAGGUCCCUCGGCGCGUGGUGGUGCUUGAGGAGAUGCCGAGAAACCCGACUGGGAAGGUACUUCGCAGGGCAUUGUCAGAGAUGCUCAAGGAAGAGAUUGCCUAG
Symbiodinium sp. CCMP2592 is the source of this 8625-nucleotide messenger RNA. The record is from the annotation of a GenBank genome assembly. NCBI's taxonomy places the organism in Eukaryota, Dinophyceae, Suessiales, Symbiodiniaceae.